AUGGUGAACGCUCAUGAGCCGCUGCAGGCGCUCGCCCCCGUCGACUGGACCGACCUUCCUCAGGAUGACCUAGCCGCCUACAUCAACGAGCUCUUCUCCCAGGCCAUGAUUGUCGUCGAGUCGAUCCCGUCGCCGUCUUCUGCCGCCGCGCCCGCACCCUCUGGACGAGCUCGCGCCAAGACUGAGUCUGCCGUGCUGCUCAACGAUGUCCAGCGGUCUCGCACUCUGCGUCAGCCCCCCGCCAGCUUGGAGGCUGCUGUGGCGCUGCGUAAAGAUUGGAAAGAGAUCAAGGUCAACCCCAGAGACAACCCUCUGGGCAUCAAUGUCUUCAAAAUGUCCAGCAAGGAUGGCAAGGGGGCUUGGUUCGCCCGGCAGAGUGUCCACGAGGGACUGUCGUUUGACGAGUGGAGAGUCGGCCUGGAGCGUGAGUUUGCCGAGAGCUUAAAAGUACAAGGCUCGCCGGGCGUUGGCAAUAUCAGAGGCAUUGGAGCCGACAGGCACGUAGAAGACAGGGACAUUGACGGUGCUGGCCAUCUCAGUGUCUUUCAACUAUCCGCCCAGUUUCCAGGUCCUACUUCACCACGAGACUUCAUUACCCUCUUGCUAACGUCUGACCUCUCUCACAAGGCAGAAGAUGGAGCAAGGGGACUGCGCCAAUAUGUCAUAGUCUCAAAACCAUGCAACCACAGUGAAUGUCCCCCUCGCCAGGGCAUCAUCCGUGGGCAGUAUGAAUCUGUGGAAAUCAUCCGUGAGGUUCACGUUGAGCCGUCCGUCGCCAAGCGCUCAAUGUCCGCCGUCGACCUGGCCGCCAACGAUGAGCAUGGCACAAAUUCCGAUAUCAAAAUGGGCAACUCGGAGCGCCUCCACGAUGCUCGGCCAGUCGCCGUGGAGUGGCUCAUGGUGACGCGCAGUGAUCCUGGCGGCAGCGUCCCGCGAUUCCUCAUCGAAAAAGGCACUCCGCCUGGCAUUGUCGGCGACGCUGGCAAAUUCCUCAAAUGGGUCACAGCCGGGUCCCGCCGGGGAUGGGAUGAAUCUACAACUACAACAACCGAGAAACAGCGAUCAACGGAGAAUGCAGACCAGCAAGAUGUACCAGCAGUCCCAGCAAACACCAAAGCUACGAUGGCAAAAGAACUCACACGCAGCGACAGCAUGUCGCAGAGCAAUGAAGGCGACGAUGGCUCAGUACCUAGCAGCAACGGCAUCUACGGCAUCAUUACAGGCAUAUUUGGCGUUGCGUCUUCGGUCGUCGCCAAUGGUCUAGGUCUCAGCUACGCCAGCAGCGAAGAGACCAUCUCCACCAUUCCCGCAAUCAACGUUCCGGAGGAGGAAGACGGCGACCUGGAGAGCGACACCUCAUCCGUCCGCUCCUUUCUCUCCGCCCUCGAAAAGCGCCUCACCGACGAGCCCGGCGCCAAGCGCGACGGUAGCCCGUCCGAGGACUCCCGAUCCACCACCGCCACCAACACCACGAACCUCGCUCCCAGCCGAGCCGCCACCAUCGGCCCCGCCGGCGAGAAGGAGCUCCGCAAGCUGCAGGAGCGCCGGCGCAAAAUCGACGACAAGAUGGUGCAGAUGCAGUCACGGUUGCAGAGCAAGAGCCAGGGCGACCGCGCCAAGGACGAGGCGUCGCUGGCCAAGCUGCGCGAGAAGCUGGACCGCGAGGCCGCGCGGCAGGAGGACAAGUACCGGCGCGAGCUGCAGAAGCUCGAGGAGCGGCGUGAGAGCGAGGCGCGCAAGGCGGAGCGCCGCCGCCGCAAGGCCGCCGACAAGGAGGAGAAAUCGAGCCUGGCGCUGGAACUGGAGCGCGCGCGCGCGGAGCGCGACCUGGCCUGGCAGCACAACCGCAUCCUCGAAGGCCAGGUCCGCGAGCUGCAGGCUCAGAACACGCAGCUCGUGGCCAGGCUGGGCAGGAUGGGCGGCAUGAGCAGCUCGACGCUGCCGCUGGGCAGCACGACGGAGAUUGUGGCGGAGAAACAGACCUAA
Messenger RNA from Cordyceps fumosorosea ARSEF 2679, 1986 nucleotides. RefSeq names its product START-like domain protein. The coding region runs from base 1 to 1986 and encodes 661 amino acids. NCBI's taxonomy places the organism in Eukaryota, Fungi, Ascomycota, Sordariomycetes, Hypocreales, Cordycipitaceae. The transcript is spliced from 2 exons. The record is from RefSeq and is a predicted model, not a curated record.